UCAACGCUCAAAAUGCUUCGCCGAAGUCUCGGUCAAGUAAACUCCAAUGGGCCACGGAAGAAAGCCAAUGUCGCUGGACAGCGAAAGCCCCGUCACAGACCAAAGCCGCCGAUGGCUCCGCUGCCUGACAGUAACUCCAGCUCCGAAGCCUCCGAUGACGAUGACGAUGACGAUACCCAAGACGAUACACCUCUGCACAAAAAUCAAGGCAAGGCGCAUGCGCAGUCUCCCCCAAAUGACAACGACAACGUGUCCCCAAAAAGGCGCCGACCACCUAUCGAGUCAAGCGAGCCUGAGGACGAGCACUGGCAAAAGCCUGAGACAGACGGCAAGCUUCAGGGGAAGCGCAAGGCAACACGGGAACCAGCCUCGAUGGGCCUGAACGCUCGUCGUGACAAGCGGCGUCGUGCUAUCACAUCAUCGCAGGUGGCGCGCGAUUCUGACCGAGAUGACCAGUCCAAGACCCACGACAAGAGCACCAUAAUGAAGGUUGAUAACGAAGUCUCUGCCCUAAUCGACAACGCACAUCCCAACUUGAAUGGCCACAGUCGCCUCGAUGUCAUCGACUGGCCAAUGCUUGCCCCAACUCCCGAAACCGACCAUCUUUUUUGCGCUGCUCAACUCAUUGAGCGCAACGCUGACGAUGCUUUUGGGUUCCUAGAUCUGUUGAGGGAACAUGUCUUCCAGACGGGGCGCGAUGUCGAGAUUAUCACAAUACCGGUGCUAUUUCGCGACGUAGCGAAACGAAGUUGGGGUCGGAUCAGGAGUAUUUCCCUUAGGCGGUAUGGCGUCGCGUCGUCUCUAAAAAAGCCCACACUAAAGGCAUUCACCCUCGGCCUCUUAUUCGUUCCGCCAUCUAUCGUUGCAAAGACGACAACCAACUGGGAGGCCGAGCCAUGGCACACGCUUAUCGUUGCCGUUGUCCACGACCCACAACGACGACCCGGGGCGGCUAGCCCCGGUAAACAUUAUCUGAUUUGCGACCCGACCAUCAAGAUUGGUGACACGCAGGGCCCGGGGGGGCUGAUGAAAACCGUUCUGAAGCAGUUGAAGGCGAAAAAUGUUUGGAUUAACUUACCACGACCAAUCCGCAAUGACAACGGCCUCGCCUUGCAGUCGGCCUGCAAGUGGUUGAUAGAGUUGGCGGAGAGAGGGUUGGACACUCAGUUGGACGAGGAUGGGGAAAUAAUUGGAUUUCGUCAUUUUAGGAAAAUUAGCACUUAA
Messenger RNA from Mycena indigotica, 1224 nucleotides. RefSeq lists its product as uncharacterized. The coding region runs from base 13 to 1224 and encodes 403 amino acids. The transcript has 2 exons. NCBI's taxonomy places the organism in Eukaryota, Fungi, Basidiomycota, Agaricomycetes, Agaricales, Mycenaceae. The record is from RefSeq and is a predicted model, not a curated record.